AAAAUGUUAAAAAAAAAUCAAGACGGGAGUCUUUGCCGAAACUUCACGCCGGCACAAACACAAAAACAUCACUCGCUUAUCCUUCACGCCGGCCCAAAGACAAAAACAUCACUCGCUUAUCCUCUCUGGUGUUCGUGCAAAACCCACUGACAGAAGAAUCUCCAUACUCUCCUUUCAAUUCCCGAGAAAGCACCAACCAAUCUCAAUUUUCCCAGAGAAGAAAAUUCUGGGUUCGAGCACAAACAGCUUAGAGAAAAUCCUAAAAAACAGGAGUAGAGGUGGGCUGGGCAGACUGAGUGUUCGAGUCAAGGUUUGUUGACUGAGAUUUGUGCAUAGAGAAAUAGCAUAAACACAACUUAAUGGCUCAAGAUACUGUGUCCAAUAUCGAAUCACCUAGGCGGCGGUCUGGCCUAUUAAGGGAUCAAGUUCAGUUGGUUAAAAGAAAGGACUCUGAUCGGUAUGAGGUUGUUCCGAUCCAAGAUCCUCUUUCAUUUGAGAAGGGUUUCUUCAUAGUAAUCCGUGCAUGCCAGUUGUUGGCUCAAAAGAACGAGGGGAUAAUUUUAGUUGGAGUUGCAGGUCCCUCUGGGGCCGGAAAGACUGUCUUUACGGAGAAGUUGCUCAACUUUAUGCCCAGCAUUGCCGUCAUAACAAUGGACAACUACAAUGAUUCUAGCCGUAUUAUUGAUGGCAACUUUGAUGACCCACGAUUGGCGGAUUAUGACACAAUGCUUGAGAAUAUCCAUGGUUUAAAAGAAGGGAAGCCUGUUCAGGUUCCUAUAUAUGAUUUUAAGUCCAGCUCUCGGAUUGGUUACAGGACAAUGGAAGUCCCUAAUUCCCGCAUUGUGAUUGUUGAAGGCAUAUAUGCUUUGAGUGAAAGAUUACGGCCUUUGCUAGAUCUUCGUGUUUCUGUUACUGGUGGAGUACACUUUGACCUAGUCAAGCGGGUUCUAAGGGACAUUCAACGUGCUGGACAAGAGCCUGAAGAAAUAAUUCAACAAAUCUCUGAAACGGUAUAUCCGAUGUACAAGGCUUUUAUUGAGCCAGAUCUUCAGACUGCUCAUAUAAAAAUCGUCAACAAAUUCAAUCCGUUCAGUGGAUUUCAGAAUCCCACUUAUAUUUUAAAGUCAACGAGGCCUGUGACUGUGGAGCAAAUCAAGGCCGUUCUUUCUGAAGAUUACAAGGAAACCACAGAGGAAACUUAUGAUAUAUACCUUCUUCCACCUGGUGAAGAUCCUGAAGCAUGCCAAUCUUAUCUGAGGAUGAGGAACAGGGAUGGCAAAUACAAUCUUAUGUUUGAGGAAUGGGUUACAGAUAGUCCAUUCAUCAUAUCGCCAAGAAUCACUUUUGAAGUUAGUGUGCGUCUUCUUGGUGGACUGAUGGCUUUAGGGUAUACAAUAGCAACCAUUUUGAAAAGAAGCAGCCAUGUCUUUUCUGAUGACAGAGUAUGUGUGAAAACCGAUUGGUUAGAACAACUUAAUCGGAAGUAUGUUCAGGUGCAAGGAAAAGAUCGUUUGUGUGUGAAAUUUAUUGCAGAGCAGCUCGGCUUAGAUGGAUCUUAUGUUCCUCGCACAUACAUAGAACAAAUUCAACUGGAGAAGCUCAUAAAUGAUGUUAUGGCAUUGCCAGAUGAUCUGAAGACAAAGCUCAGCAUAGAUGAUGAUUUGGCUUCAAGCCCCAAAGAAGCUCUCUCCCGAGCCUCUGCAGAUAGAAGAAUGAAGUAUCUCAACCGUGGUAUUUCACACUCAUAUUCAACACUACGAGAGAAGAAUAUUUCCAAGUUGACGAAGCUUGCUGUUAAUAACAGAAGAUAUGACGGAAGAACCCCAGAUUCACCAGCAUCACUUGCUAACCAGGGAAUCAUUACCCAACUCUCGGAACAAAUUUCUACUCUGAAUGAGAGAAUGGACGAGUUUACAUCACGUGUUGAAGAACUAAAUACAAAGUUCGCCGUCAGGAAAGUUUCUGCUAGCCAACAAAAUUUGGCUUUGCAGGCUGAAUCCUGCAAUGGCUGUGCCCCAACUCCUCUCUUCAUGGCUGGUUUAAACGGUUCAUUCACUGGUACGAUGAUACCCACUUCCUCAUCUUCUUCUCAGUUGGUAAAGGAGUCUCCACUGAUGGAAGAGGUAUUACUUGUUGCAAGGGGUCAGCGUCAAAUCAUGCAUCAAUUGGACAAUCUGAGCAACCUUUUACAUGAGUACCGGCGAGAAAGGUUGCUUGAAGAAAGAACAGAUGUGACAAGCAGAACAACAGAUGUUGAAUCGAUCGCACUUCCUUUAAUUCUAACUUUGGCCAUUGGUGGCCUCGGCAUUUUUUUGCUCAGGACUCUGUCAUCUCAAAAAUGA
Messenger RNA from Camellia sinensis, 2342 nucleotides. Its product is annotated as Phosphoribulokinase / Uridine kinase family. NCBI's taxonomy places the organism in Eukaryota, Viridiplantae, Streptophyta, Magnoliopsida, Ericales, Theaceae. Gene Ontology annotation, molecular function: kinase activity; ATP binding. The record is from RefSeq and is a predicted model, not a curated record.